AUGCUUAGCCAAUAUUCCCCUCGGCCCCGAAUGACUCGGCUGGACAGCAAGAAUAAGCCUUCCAUCACCUCAACCGGCACUUGUUCAACAUUUACGUCGAUGAAUUCGCCGUCACCGACAACUAGCCCGGCGGGACCCUCUCAUCCUCAUGGCCAACACCAGUACCCAUCAACAUGUCUCUCACCCCUCCGGGAAGAAGCCCUCCACCUCGAAGACCUUGAGUUGAUGAUGCACUGGUGCACAACAACAUACAAAUCUAUGGCACGGGAUGCUUCUUCCGAGGUAAUAUGGCAAACAACCAUUCCCAGACUCUCUCUUCGCUACCCAGCUCUUCGCCAAGGCCUCCUAGCCCUCUCAGCCUUGCAUCUCGCCUCAACAACCCCGUCUCCCCAACGCUGGCGAUACCUUGAUAUCGCACGCUCGUACCAAGCACAAGCCCUAGCAGACCUUCACGCUGAUAGCAACGAUGUACCCGAGGCACAAAGCCAAGCAACCUUCGCACUGUGCUGUAUAAUGAUUGUCUUCACCUUCGGUUUCUACCGGAUCGACACCGAAAACGACUCGGAUGGAGAGGGAAAGCAGCCUGACACACUGGACGAGUUCUUUGAAGUCUUCCAGCGGACCCGAUGGCUUGUGAGCAUCAUGAUGCACUCGAUCGACCGAAUCACCGAGGGCGAGCUGAACCCACUUAUCAAACCCGAAGACCUGUCUCCAACGAUGCCAGACAUGUCGCGGCUAGUGAUUUUCUCACUCCAACGACAGAAUAGCAUGGAGGCAAGACGGGACGCGGCCCACGAGACAGUCACCUAUGAAUCUACCAUCGGACAUCUCGGCGAUGCCCUCAAACAGCUGAUGGCGGGCGAAGAACCGAGACUGUUUGCCUUUGGAUGGAGCCUGCGGGUCCCUGCAGAGUUUGUAGAGCUGCUUGAGGCGCGUCGUCCAUUUGCGCUUGUUGUUCUCGCACACUAUGCGGUGAUUUUGCAUCGUCUGAGAGAUUCAUGGUGGAUGGGCGAUUGGGGAACCAGGAUUUUGGAGGAAAUCGGUGAUCUUCUUGGACCGGAAUGGCAGGAGCUUAUUAGCUGGCCCAUUGAUGCGACCGGGUGUUUUCUUCCGAGAACUGAGGUGCGAGUGAUACCAUCGGUUGGCGUUUGA
Molecule: messenger RNA, 1152 nt
Organism: Penicillium paradoxum
Lineage: Eukaryota; Fungi; Ascomycota; Eurotiomycetes; Eurotiales; Aspergillaceae
Exons: 1
Coding region: 1-1152 (383 amino acids)
Biological process (GO): regulation of transcription by RNA polymerase II
Molecular function (GO): DNA-binding transcription activator activity, RNA polymerase II-specific
Source: RefSeq, a predicted model, not a curated record